This is a messenger RNA of Orussus abietinus, 3346 nucleotides long. It is a transcript of the gene mah, whose product is annotated as amino acid transporter AVT1C. The coding region runs from base 33 to 1703 and encodes 556 amino acids. NCBI's taxonomy places the organism in Eukaryota, Metazoa, Arthropoda, Insecta, Hymenoptera, Orussidae. The record is from RefSeq and is a predicted model, not a curated record. The transcript is spliced from 9 exons.
CAGUUCCCGUUUCUUCGCCUUAAAUCGAAGUCAUGCAUCGAGAGAGCAUCCCUCUCUUGCACGGAAACUCGAAUUCGGGGCUCACCGUGUUUUUUGCCACCCUGUGUAUCAUCGACAUAUUCGGGGUAUUCCCCGUGAUAGCUCUGCCCAGAGCGAUCGUACAGUGCGGUUUAUUUGUUUACUUAUUCUACGUUCUUGGGCUGCUGGGCAUUCCAUUGGUGUUCAUUGUUUUUGGACUGCAGAUGUAUACUGCCGCACUUUUGGGAAAGUCAUGGAUCAUUGCCACGGCCUUGGAUCCCCACAUUUUUAGGAAGAAUCGGUACCCUUUGGCAGCCGUCACGGAGUUGACGUUGGGUUCAUGGGCACGCACCUGCGUAACUAUUUUGCUUGAUUUUACAGUUUUCGGAGGAGGCAUUCCGAACCUCCUAGUCGCCUCACAGAACCUGCAGUUAUUCGGCCAAGAAGUUUCGGGGAAGAAAUUCGAUUUGUCAUUUUGCUACUGGCUGUUGGUGGUAGGAGUUUUGCUGUGCCCUUUCAUGUGGCUGGGCAGUCCUCGCGAUAUGAAAUGGCUAGCUCUGUGCUCUUCCUUGAUCGUUGGAUUCACCGCCAUUCUGAUCUGGUGGUCCAUCGCGAGUCUUCCCGACUCGUCCAAGCCAAUUAUACCGGUCCCCAAUUCGCCAACCUGGGAUAAAUUCAUUUCUGGGUAUGGCAUGCUUGCCUUCCAGUUCGACGUGCAUCCAACACUGAUGACCAUUCAGGUGGACAUGCGAAACCCAGGUAGCAUUGAUAAAGCCGUCGUUUUGGCGUUUUUGGUGAGUGGAUCUCUGUUCGGGGUGACCUCUGCUCUGGCUAUUUGGAAAUUCGGGGGCGGCAUGACAGCGAACGUUCUUCAACUUGCACCGGAUGGCGUCGGAAUUCGUGCUGCAGUUCUUCUGGCAGCUCUUCAACUUUGCCUAUCAAGCGCCGUUGGACAUUCGGCCCUUUUCCAGCAUCUGGAGGAUCGCCUUGACGUCCAGAGGUCGUUCGGAUGGAAGCGGUGCGUAAUCCGAUGUAUGGUGGUCUUCCUGGGAGUGGUGCUGGGCGAAUCGGUCCCCAGGUUCGACAUCGUGAUGGCACUGAUAGGAGGAUCUCUGAUAGGACCUCUGGUCUUCGUGCUGCCUCCGUUGAUGUACGCCAGGGCAAGGGCGCUGAAGAAGUCUACGAGAGGACGAGUCAGGACCCCAGAGAUUUUCUCCUCGACGGAACGACGACCAGGAUCCGUCCUCCUGGACUCUCUAUCCGACCCCAGGGUGCACUCUAGGUCGACGUAUCUGGGAUUCGUGGAUGCCACCAACAAUCCCAAUAGUCCUAAUAAUCCAAGAUACUCUUAUCUGUAUUAUCGAAAUGGCGAUGACAACGGCGACGAUCAGCGAUUAGAUGUCGCGACAAACCCCAGGUCCAGCACGGACGAAGAGGACGAAAGAAUCGUCUUCGUCGAUGCAUCUCGGGAAGGCCCUAGAAGCGAUUUAAAUCGACAUCGACCUUCGACUUCGCAAAGGGCUUGGACCAGUUCCAUGGCCGAUUGGUUCGGUUACUGCAUCGUAGUCUUAGGAAUAGUCAUUACGAUCUCUUCGACGUAUAUUAACGUCAGGAACACCAUUAGAUUUGUAAGGUUCACGCCACCGUGUAUCGUAAACGUAACCACGGUUUAUGACAUUGCUUAAUGAGCCACGAGAUCCGCGGAUAUUCGUUUAAUAUCGUUUCGAUUAAACGUCUAGAAGGGACAAACGCGGGAUGUACUUGUAAAUUUGUUUAUAUGCGUUAACAUGUACCUUUUUUAUGAACACGCGAUAAUAUGAACACAUUCAAAAGAGUCGCAGUUGCGAAGGCAAUAUUGACAAACGAUGCCUUUUGUUGAGUCGAUUUGGCUUUUCAUCGGUUUUCGAAAUUCCUCCAAAUUUAUUGGCACUUCGAACCCUUAAUUAAUCAUUUCUCGCUUUUUCUUUUGCAUUCGAAUUAAUCAUCGAAGGAACCCUGAAAAAUAUUUUGCAGAGGAAUCAUGAACAAACGGUGUCAAACGUCAAUGACGUUUCACGAGAGGUCUGCUGCAUUUUGCGAAAAAUCUCAUAAUAUUUUUGACGUUAUACGGGAGUUUCAGGAAAAAGUGCCCAACGGCCGAUGUCAAUAUACAUCGACAUCGUCCGAUACGGGGUCAAUAAAUUAUUGCGACACGUCCUACUCCGACGACAUUGUGCAAAGCUUUUGCGAAGACACCUCCGACGAACAAAGUCAAAAUUCAUCCACGUCUUAUGCGGAACUAGAUGAUUAUUGCAAUGCACUUCUUGUUGACACCGUUUCUAAUAAAUCCUUGAUUUCCGUUACAUCCAACGAAAUUGAAACGAGACUGCAGGAACUAUUACACGGCGCGCGGUAAGACAAUUCAUUCGACGACGAUUAGUUUACAAUUAAUUAGAAAGCAGAUGAGAGGUCCCAGCAACUCCUCGGGCUUGUAAAUAAAAUUCAUAUUGGUUAAUCGAAGUUAUAACGUUUAUAAUAAGUACCGGAAAGGACUUAGAAGAAAGGAAAAAGGUCUCGAGAAAAAACUCAUGUCCUUGCGUGAAUGAAACUAGUUGUCCUUGUCAAGAGGAUUAUUUUAUCGAGGCGACACCUCUUGAAUUAUUGGGUACGUUUCGUUGGGUCUGUUGAAAAAUGCUUUUCUCUCCUUCACUUCUUAUCAAUUUAUUUUUUUGAUAAAUUGAUAAGUUUCACGAAUUUGUAUAAUUCUUGGCUAACCUAAAUAUUUGAAUCGGCAGGAAAUUUUGGAUGUCGACACGGUAAAAGAAGACGCCUCGAUCAGGGCGUUACGUUUCGUCGCCCUAGACAGCGAGCUUUUAUAACGCAUUUUAGUAAGAGGAAAGUUCUUGCUGAAUUUUAAAACCUCUAUCUUAAAUAACGCCGAAUUAGAAAAUAAGUGGACGAAUAUAGCUCGUUGAAUUAUCUCGGGGCGGAGUGUACGAUUAGAACAAAAGGCAAUGAACUUGUAAAAAAUGUCGAGUUGAAAUGAUUUCUUUUCAGCUUGGUAUUUUACUUUCAAGCUUAUUUUAGUAGUUUCCUUUAUCUAUCUAACAUACGUGAGGAAAUGAACUACAAAUUAUAGUAGCAUAUUUCUAAAGAAAAGCAGAAUUGUCGACGUAAUAACAAACGAGGAAUGUUCAACCUCGCUACUAGUUGACGACGAAUCAAUGACCGAUCGUCGUAAAAAUGUGCAAAAUUAAUGUCAGAAACUGAAUAAUAAUGUGACAAAAAUUGAUUCGACAGCAUUCGAGGGCAGAAAAUAAAUGGGCGAUUCAAGUCAUGCAGAAACAAA